Molecule: messenger RNA, 1533 nt
Organism: Lodderomyces oxycetoniae
Lineage: Eukaryota; Fungi; Ascomycota; Pichiomycetes; Serinales; Debaryomycetaceae
Exons: 1
Coding region: 1-1533 (510 amino acids)
Source: RefSeq, a predicted model, not a curated record
AUGAGUAAACCAUCAACUCCGAUUACAUCACCGGAAGUACUGCACGCGUCAACACGACAGCCACCCAUGAUCGGCUCGCCUUCGGCAAUUAUUAAAAAAAGUAUAACAUCUAGUGAUAAUGAUAACGCAAUAUCCAUAAACACUAAUAAUAAUAAGAAGAAAAGUCAUGAACAGGAACAACAACAACAGCAACAACAACAACAACAGCAACAACAACAACAACAGCAGCAACAACAACAACAACAGCAACAACAACAACAACAACAACAGCAACAACAACAGCAACAACAACAACAACAACAACAGCAACAACAAUCUACACCGUCGCCACCAAGUCGAAAGCGGAUAUCAGCAUCUUUUAUCAAAACACCAGAACAAUCCAAGGACGCGACGUUUAAGCGAAAUUCAGCAACACUACCGUUUACACCAUCAUACAAGAGGACUAGCUCAGGCUCCUAUAAGUCGCCAGAUGGGAAAUUGGUCUAUCACAACAUCAACUCCCCAUUUAGUGCAGCACAUCUUUUGAAAACCCCCAGACAUUCUGCUAUAGACGAUUCGCCAGAAGGCGACGAAGGCGAUGGUGAUGGCCGGAGAGUGAAAAUGUCAAAGACACCUCAAUACUUGAGCACUGCAAAAAGAUUGUUUCAAAACGAAGAGACAUCUGCUGCCACCAAUAAUACAAUAGCCAGUCCGAACAGAGAAAGCUUACAAGAAAUAAGCUUGAAGUUGAAAAACAAACUUACCAAGGCAUUGGGUAAAUUACAAAAAGACGAAAUAUUUACUCCAGCUUCAUCAGUGCAAAAUAAAUUAACAUUUACCGAGUUAUCGUUUGAUUCACAAACUUCGCCGACAAAAAAAUAUAACCCAACUUCAAAUAUGAAAUUGACAAGCAGCAGGGCUUCUGCAAAUACCCCGAAUCGAGCCAAUUUGAAUUUGCAAACAUUACAACAAUCCCCUAUAGCGAAAACUACACGCUCCUCAUUCUCCACAACUACCACCACCAAUAAUAACUACAAGAACAACAAGAACAAUAAUUAUCAUUACGAUAAUGAUAAUAAUAACAAUAAUAAUAAUAAUAAUAAUAACACCUCUAGGCCUUUUUCAUCACGAAUAGACAAGGAAACGAGCUCAUCAUUGAAACAUUCGCCUGUAUUGAAACAAACAGGGCCAGAGGCAUUUUCGCGAUUGAACGAUAUGCCAUCACCUGACGAAGAAACGAAUGCACAAUCAGCUUUACUAGCGGCAUUAUCUCGACUGAAGAGGUGCUCUUUUUCAAUAGCUGAAGAUAAGAAUCCAACGUUACAAAUUAUUACUGCAACUCCAGCACCAACACCACUGCAGGAGGUCAAAUUGCCACCAAUAAGACUGGCAGCAUCACUAGAUAGUAAGAAUAACGAAAAGGAUGCUGUUUUCUCACUAAUGGCUUUGUCUUCACCGCAGUCCAUUGGUUCUAGACGUGGAAUGGUUUUUCCUACAGACGAUACAGACGAGGAACAAGAUAAUAUAUCUGAUGAGACUGUUGAUGAAGAAUAA